UAUAAUUUGAAAUCGUGGCUCCAUUUUUUCAUUUUAACCUGCAUGCCCCGGGCUUUACACUGUUUUCAAAUCGAACUGAAGACUGCUUUGCUCUCUGGGUGGAUAGAUUGAAGUGUGAAGUGUUCCCCAUAAUAAGGAUUCAAGCACGAGAUAAACCUCUUUAGAAGGAAUGGAGAGCAGAGCAGGGGCAACUGUGCAUGCUCAGAUGGAGGAGUCGAGGCUGAAAUGCGUCGGUGAAAUACCAAUCAUGCAGAAACAGGUCGAUUCUGUCUCCGUGUCCUUCUUGAAGUCCCUCGAUUUCAUCAAUUCCAGGGCUAAAGAAACUGUUCAACUUCAAGAGAAACUUAAGACAGUGAAAGCCGAACUUCGAGAAGCGGAAGAGGAUUUGCUGGACGCGCUUGAAGGAAAAACUAAAAAGGAAGCAAAGCGGAUAGCUUUAGUGGAAUCGUUGUCAGUUGUGAAAGCAAGAACGGAUCAACUUAAAAGAGUUGUUAAAGCUCAGAGGGCAAGACGAGAUGAAUAUGCCAGAAUAAUAGUUGAAGAAUCCAAUGAUUUGAAAGCAUGUGAGGAGAAGCAUCACAAGAAAUCUGAGCAUAGAGAUGGAGUAGAAGAGGCAAUUUUGUGGUAUGACAAGAAUCUUGGGUUUCGAACUGAAUGUGGUAGUGGGGUGAAGUUCAUAUUUUCUAACAUUAAUAUGAAAAAACCACAUGAAGAGUACUCCUUCACUAUUCGUCAUGAGAGUGAUACAUAUGCUUUGCUUGAUUGUAAUCCAAGCCUAAAUGACACAAAGGAACUGCUCAUUGAGCUAAACCAAAGCAACGGCCUAUACAAAUUUGUCAGAAUUAUGAGGGAGAAAUUUCAAGAAUCUGCAUUGUGUGGAAAUAUCUCUAAAGUGACAUCACACAACCAAAGUAUCCCCACUGCAUCUGUGCCCACUCCAUUUUGUUCAAUCCCAAUAGAGAGUGGUAGUGAAUCUUCAUUCAAGCAAAGAGAUUCCCAAGCUGAAGAUUUUAUCAGAGAUUCAAAGAAACUUAAGAAUGUCAGUGUUGGCAGGUCAGGCCUCCUUUCUCCUGGAUCUGCUUGAUCUCUUUGCAGCUCUCUACCUUUCGUGGUAAUUCUAUGUUGACAAUGAAGAUCUAAGCCUUAUUUUGUUACAAGAGAUUCAAAAUUUGCAUUUCUGUACAUGCAAGUAUGCAACAUGCGCUUGUUUGUGUUAGGUCGUGUAUAUACACUCCUACUCUACCAAACCUGUAAAUAUAAAUACUUGAGCCGUUCGGUAGAAAUAUUAUUUGGCUGAAGUGGCUUAUCUUGACUGAAGUUUCUGAACUUGCAAUUGAAAUGACCGAUAUAUGGUUGAAUGAUAUUUAUAAUUUGUGAGAGGAAAUUAAAAAAAAAAAC
Messenger RNA from Cuscuta epithymum, 1398 nucleotides. The record is from the annotation of a GenBank genome assembly. NCBI's taxonomy places the organism in Eukaryota, Viridiplantae, Streptophyta, Magnoliopsida, Solanales, Convolvulaceae.